Leguminivora glycinivorella is the source of this 1915-nucleotide messenger RNA. Its product is annotated as esterase FE4-like. NCBI's taxonomy places the organism in Eukaryota, Metazoa, Arthropoda, Insecta, Lepidoptera, Tortricidae. The transcript has 4 exons. The record is from RefSeq and is a predicted model, not a curated record. Bases 37 to 1719 code for a protein of 560 amino acids.
UUUAUAACUCAUUGGUAGACUUGGCCUGCUGUGAGAAUGUAUACGUAUUGUAAUUUGUUGGUUUUAUUUUGUGUGCAUUUACUUUAUUUAGAAUGCACAGUUUGUAUAAAGAUUGAGCCGGUAGUGACAGUGAAGCAAGGGAAACUACAGGGUGGCACAGACACGUUGUAUGAUGGGUCGACUUACUACAGUUUCAGGGGCAUCCCGUACGCCCAGCCACCCUUGGGACAGCUGCGAUUCAGGGCUCCCCUGCCCCCUCAACCCUGGACAGGCAUCCGCAAAGCGACCGAAUAUGGCUCCAGCUGCGCGCAAACGGAGGACGGAGCUGACUCCGUCUUCCAAGGCAGCGAGGAUUGUUUGUUCCUCAACGUCUUCACCAAAUCCCUCCACGGCCGCACGCCUGUCAUGGUCUUCAUACACGGAGGAUCCUAUCUAUCCGGCUCCGGAGACGAUGAGCUCUACGGACCGAAGUUCAUCGUUCAACAAGAUGUGGUCCUGGUCACUUUGAACUACAGACUUGAAGUGCUCGGAUUCUUAAGCUUGGAAACCCCUGAGGUCCCCGGCAAUGCGGGCAUGAAGGACCAAGUCGCUGCGCUGAAAUGGGUAAAGGAGAAUAUAGCUAAGUUUGGAGGAGAUCCAGACAACAUCACCAUUUUCGGAGAGAGUUCCGGGGCUUGCUCUGUGACUCAUCAUAUUCUGUCGCCGAUGACUACAGGACUGUUCCAUAAAGUUAUCGCGCAAAGUGGUACCAGUGUCCAUGAUUGGGCGAUAGGUGAAGACAGCAAAAGCAGAGCAUUCCGAGUUGGAAAUUAUUUAGGAAAAAACACGAAGAAUACUACUGAGCUGCUUGAUUUUUUAAUGUCCCUCCCAGCAGCUCACCUAACUAAAUUGACAGCUGCCACCAGUACAGAGGAUGAGAAAUAUAGAGGAUUGCCUGAGCGAUUCCUGCCGGUUGUCGAAAAGAAAUUUAAUAACGUCGAAGCGUUUUUAAACGAAAAUCCUUUGGAUAUUCUUCAGUCGAAAACAGUUCGGAAGGUGCCACUGAUUUUGGGAUUUAAUUCUGCUGAAGCUAUUAUUAUGAUAGAAGAUCGCUUAGGGAAGUUGGACAUUUACAAUAACAAUCCAUCUUACGAUGUUCCUAGAGAGAUCGCUGAAAAAAUUAGCGAAGAGAAAAUGAAUGACAUGGGAAAACGUAUUCGAAAAUUCUAUAUCGGUGACAGAGAGUAUACAAAGAAUGACUAUAAGGAGAUAGUCAGUAUGUUGUCUGAUGUGCAUUUCGUGUACGACACGCAUAGAUUUACUCACCUGUAUUCUAAACACAACAGUCCCAUUUAUAUGUACAGGUUUAGUUUUGAGAGUGACCUCAAUGUUUUCAAGAAUGCCAGUACUAUGGGUUUGGAUUUGAAAGGAGCCUGUCAUGCCGAUGAACUAUUUUAUAUGUUCACUAGUGAUUAUUCUAAAGAUGCUUAUGAAUCGCAGCAAAAGUUGAAGGAUUACGUGUCGAAAGUGACCAAAUUGUGGACAGAUUUUGCUAAAACCAGCAAUCCAACUCCAGAAAAUUGCUCCGGUCCAAAAUGGCCGGCAUACACGACGGUGAACAAGGAGUACCUGGACAUCAACGAGCAGUCCACGGCAGGUAGAUUCGCGGAUAAAGCCAGCGUCGAGUUCUGGGACACCCUGUAUUGUGAGGCUGGCGUGUCUUGCAUUAAAAACAACUAAUAUUAUAGUUUGUAUUCUAUGUUUGCAUGAAUACGUAAAAAUUCACUUUACAAUGUGAGUAAUAUCUAAAUAUACAAAUUUUUUUUUUUUUAGCCUACUAUAGUGUCCCACUGCUGGGCAAAGGCCUCCCCUCGCUUCUUCCACUCAACCCUGUCAUGUGCGUUAUUUUGCCAGCUUGGAUAAAAUGCGUUCAAGU